Molecule: messenger RNA, 652 nt
Organism: Acipenser ruthenus (sterlet)
Lineage: Eukaryota; Metazoa; Chordata; Actinopteri; Acipenseriformes; Acipenseridae
Product: echinoderm microtubule-associated protein-like 1
Exons: 7
Coding region: 1-651 (216 amino acids)
Biological process (GO): microtubule cytoskeleton organization
Cellular component (GO): mitotic spindle
Molecular function (GO): microtubule binding
Source: RefSeq, a predicted model, not a curated record
AUGAUCUGCAUCACAGAACACUCUCCUGCCUUUACACUCUGCAACUGGCUGCACAUCUCUCAGAUCCGAGUCAAGAGAUCCAAUAUAAGAGGUCAAGCGACAGGGGUAUGGGUACCGGGGGCGGGACUGUCGGUCGAACCUGUAUCUCCUGCCCACGGGAUCGUCUACGUCAUCGCCUCGGUGGUGGUGCUGUACAACGUGGAGGAAGAGCAGCAGAGGCACAACGAUGAUGUCAAGUGCUUGGCUGUCCACCCCGAUAUGGUCACCAUUGCGACAGGACAAGUAGCAGGAUCCUCCAAAGAUGGCAAGCAACUGCCCCCUCAUGUGCGUGUGUGGGACUCUGUCAGUCUGAACACUCUUCACGUUGUGGGGAUGGGAGUCUUUGAUCGUGCUGUCACCUGCGUGGGCUUCUCCAAGUCUAAUGGAGGGACCCAUCUGUGUGCAGUUGACUAUGCCAACGACCACAUCAUGUCUGUGUGGGAGUGGCAGAAAGAGAAGAAGCUGGCUGAAGUGAAGUGCUCCAAUGACUCUGUGCUAUCUGCAAACUUUCACCCCAUGGAUUCGAACCUCAUUCUGACCUGCGGGAAAUCUCACCUCAACUUCUGGACCGUAGAGGACAGCACUCUGACCAAAACGGCAGGGCCUGUUUGAU